Molecule: messenger RNA, 939 nt
Organism: Phyllostomus hastatus (greater spear-nosed bat)
Lineage: Eukaryota; Metazoa; Chordata; Mammalia; Chiroptera; Phyllostomidae
Product: zinc finger protein 791-like
Exons: 1
Coding region: 1-939 (312 amino acids)
Biological process (GO): regulation of DNA-templated transcription
Molecular function (GO): RNA polymerase II cis-regulatory region sequence-specific DNA binding; DNA-binding transcription factor activity, RNA polymerase II-specific
Source: RefSeq, a predicted model, not a curated record
AUGUCAGUUUUAUUCCAAAUCCCUUAUUCCAAGAGAAAUCUGAACAAGAAAUCUCUUCCUGGUGGAAAACCAUAUGAAUACAGAGCAUAUGGGGAAGUCUUCAUGGAUCAUCCAUCCCAUAAUAGGCAAAUCAGAUGUCACACUGGAGAUACGCUGUCUGAGGAUCAGAAAUGUGGAGAGAAGCCAUAUAAAUGUAACAGAUGUGAAAGAUCCUUUAAUUCUCUUCAGUGCUUUGAAAAACAUGAAGGAACUCACAAUGGAGAGAAACUGUAUAAAUGUGAGGAAUGUGGAAAAGCCUUCAUGUGGCUCAAAAUCCUUCAAAGACACACGGUAACACACACUGGAGAGGUUCCUUACAGAUGUAAGGUGUGUGGGAAAGCCUUUAGUUCUUCAACUUCUCUUCAGACAUGUGAGAGAAGCCACACUGACGAGAAUCUCUGUAGGUGUCAAUACUGUGGGAAAGUCCUUAGAAAUUAUAAAAGUCUUCAAAGACAUGAAAAAUGUCACACUGAAGAGAAACCCUAUGCAUGCAAGUUAUGUGGGAAGGCCUUCAGAUAUUACAGCUCCAUAGAAUCACACAGAAUGACGCACAUAGCAGAAAAACCCUAUAAAUGUAAGGAAUGUGAAAGAGCAUUCAAACAGUACAGGUCCUUGCAAAAACACACAGAGAUCCACACAGGGCAGAAAUCCUAUCAAUGUAAACAUUGUGGUAAAGCCUACAGUUACCUCAGCUCCCUUCAAGAACACAUGAAAAUGGUCACUGGAAACACUCCUUUUCAGUGCAAGGAGUGUGGGAAAGCAUUCACUCAACUUAGCUGGUAUCAAAGACAUGAAAGAAUUCACACUAGAGAGAAACCCUAUGGAUGUAAGCAGUGUGGCAAAGCCUACAGAAAUUCUGGUUCCUUACAAGUACACAAAAGAAAGCAUACUGGAGAGUAG